AGGCUUUGCAUGUCUUGUUCCAGUUUCAGGAGUUUAGGGUUUUCGUAUGGUCAAACUGCUUGUUUUUGGGUGAAAUAAUAUGUAUACGUCCAGAGGGAACAAUGCCUAUGGACAACAGUCCUAUGCUGGGCAAUCUGCAUAUGGCCAGAAUUUGGGGCCUGGUUAUCCUGCAAAUUCAGUAGGAGUUGGAGGGGCUGAUGGGAAUGUGCCGCUUCCCAUGGUUUCGCGGCAUUCAGCAAUGUUAGGGGCUGCAGAGGAAGUGGAUCCCAAUGCGUAUAGACCACUUCCUGCAGCUGCUGCUCAUUAUGGGGGACAGUAUAGCUCCCUCUAUGGUUCGGCUGCUUUAAGCACUGCACCUCAGGCUCCAUCUAUCAGUGCCAAAGGUUCAGGACCAUCAGUUUUGGAAAGUCGUGGCGGCUAUGCUUCAGCUAAGCAGGAUUCUCCAAAAUUUUCAUCUGGGGACUAUAUCCCAUCUUCAAGUCAUGCACAAUUGUAUGGGGAAAAUCCAACAAUUGACAGAAGGCCAUAUGGUCGGCAGAGUGCUUAUAUUGGAAGGGACUUGCAAAGUGAACCAACUGGUCGAUUUGCUGAUUCUGUUGGUUUUGGUCCCCAGCAUCAGGCUGAGAUUUAUGAUCGCAUUGAUAAGGCGGUGCUGCUUCGGCAAGAACAGUUGCUGAAAGCUCAUUCUCUGCAAUCUGCCUCUCUUGAAGGGAGUGCAAGACAAACUGAUUAUCUUGCAGCAAGGGGUGCCUCUAGUCGUCAUCCCACUCAAGAAAUUGCUUCGUUUGGAGGAAGAAUGGAGGGGGAUCCUCGCAGCUUAUCGAUGCUUAGUGGUUCUUCUUAUGGCGAACAACCAGCUCCAUCAAUAUUAGGGGCAGCUCCACGGAGAAAUGCAGAUGACCUCUUAUAUUCACAAAAUACUUCAAAUCCUGGUUAUGGGGUCAGCCUUCCUCCUGGGAGGGAUUAUGGCAGUGGUAAAGGUCUCCAUGUCCCAUCACUCGAGCCUGAUUAUCCAAUUGGUUUGUCUCAUGGCGGUCAUUCAAGGAUCGAUGAACGCAAGGACGACAGAGCUAGCUAUCUCCAAGAAUUUGAACUAAGGGAGGAGGCACGGCGUCGAGAUCGUCUACGCGAGAGAGAGAGGGAUAGAGAAAGGGAGAAGGAAUGGGACCGCGAACGUGAACGUGAACGUGAACGCGAACGCGAGCGAGAACGAGAAAGAGAGCGUGAAAGAGACAUUUUGGAGCGGCGGUUGAAGGAAAGGGAGCGGGAGCGGGAGCGCAAGCGUGCACUUGACACCAGGCGGGAACGAACUCCACAAAGAGUCUCCAGGGAUCGUCGCGGUGCGUCUUUGGUAAAGGAGGGGAGAUCUUUACGACGGGAUUCUCCACAUCAUGAAACGCCACAUAGGCGUCAUUCACCUGUUAAAGAUAAAAGGAGAGAUUAUGUCUGCAAGGUUUACUCUAACAGUCUGAUAGAUGUAGAAAGGGAUUAUCUUUCCAUGGAUAAACGAUAUCCCAGGCUCUUUGUACCCUCAGAAUUCUGCAAGGCUGUGGUAAACUGGCCGAGAGAGAACCUUCAACUUUCUAUUCGGACUCCUGUCAGUUUUGAGCAUGAUUUUGUGGAAGAAGAUGGUGCAGCUGUAAUGAAAGAGCCAACAACUAUAGUUGCUGAAGAACCUGCAAAAUCAGGAUGUGGGGAUAUUGUGUGGAAUGUGAAGAUUAUCUUGAUGAGUGGGAUAAGCAAGAAUGCUCUGGAGGAGCUUUCAUCUGAAAGAAGUUCUGAUGAUCGCAUACCCCAUAUCUGCAAUAUCCUUAGGUUUGCCAUUCUUAAAAAGGAUCGCGCAUUCAUGACAAUUGGUGGUCCAUGGAAUCCCACUGAUGGUGGUAAUCCAUCAGUUGAUGAUAGCUCUUUAAUUCAUACUGCGAUAAGAUAUGGAAAGGAUGUUGCAAAACUUGAUCUGCAGAACUGCAAGAACUGGAAUCGUUUUCUUGAGAUACACUAUGAUAGAAAUGGGAAAGAUGGAUUCUUUAGUCAUAAAGAGAUCACUGUUAUAUUUGUCCCAGAUUUAUCUGAGUGUCUCCCUUCACUGGAUGCAUGGCGAGACCAAUGGCUUGCUCACAAAAAAGCUGUUGCAGAAAGAGAGCGGCAGCUUUCUUUGAAAAAAGAGAGAUUGAGGGACGAGGAAGUGCUUAAAGAUAAGGAAAGUGAAUCCUCAAAACAAAAAAGAACAGAAAAAGAAGAAAUAAAGAAAGAGUCUUCAUCCACUGGAGAAGCAAAAGAAGUUAAGAACAAGGAACAAGAUGGGAAUAAUACGAAUGGGAAUGUAUCUGAAGGAAAGAAUGAUAUGAAUGAUAAGAAGCUUAAGAAAAUAGAUGAGAGUGGAGGCAGCGAGACAGGCAAUAAUGAAGAGAAAAAGGAACAGGUGGUAGCUGCUGAACUUCAGACACCUGGAAGUGUGAAGUCUGGGAAGAAAAAGAUUGUAAGAAGGGUUGUUAAACAGAAGGCCGUUGGUAAGUUGGCCAGGGAUAGUACAACCAAGCAACCUGACAAUAUGGGUGAGAAGGAUAACAAUGAAGGUGAAAAAGAAAAUCCAGAGAUACCAGGUGAAGAGGAGUCUUCACCUGAUCUUGCUGGGGUCAAAACUUUUAAGAGAAAAAGGGUUGUUAAGAAGGUUUUAGUAGCAAAGGCUGCUCAGAAGGAAAAUAACACAGACACAAAGGUGAAAGUUGGACAGGAAAUUGGCUGCUCUGAGGAGAAAGCUGAACCAAGCAGCGGUACAGUUGUGCAAGAUACUAAUGUAAAGACAGUAGUAAAGAAGAAAAUAAUUAAGAAGGUUGCUAAAAAAAAGGUCUCUGAUGUGGAAUUGAGCGAAGGGGUUGAUGUCGAUGAGAAAAAUUAUGUUCGAAAUGAAACAGAUAGUACACAGACAAAAACAGCAGUUAUAGAUACGCCAGCAACAAAGGGGACAAUAAAAGAAGUAGCUGACAAGCAAAAUGAUGUGGUGAGCUCAACUAAAGCAGAUUCAAAAGACAUUAAGGAGGAUAAGAAAGAUGAGAAACGAAGUGGUGACAAAAGUGGUUGUGUCGCUACAGCAGAGAGGAGUAAAUCAAAGGAUGCUGAAAAAUUGAAAGAGAAAGACAAAAAGGAGAGAGAUGGAAAAGAUGAGUCUAGGGCCAAAUCAAAAAAUAAAGAAGUGAAAGAAACGAGAAAGACUGAAGAACCACCUCGACACCCUGGAUUAAUUCUACAAACAAAGUUCAGCAAGGAUUCCAAGCUGCGUUCAUCAUCAUUGUCACUUGAGUUACUAUUGGACUAUACUGACAAAGAUAUUGAAGAAUCAACAUUUGAGCUUUCAGUGUUUGCUGAAACAUUCUAUGAGAUGCUCCAGCAUCAGAUGGGAUGUCGUCUUUUAACAUUUCUCCAGAAACUGCGAAUAAAGUUUGUGACAAAAAGAAACCAACGUAAGAGGCAACGAGAAGAAGAAAGUGUUAAGAAAGCAAAUGAUGAAAAGUCACCAGCAAAGCGCCCAAAGACAGAUGAGCUCCCUGUGAAAGAUCAGGUUGCUAAAUCACCUGAAACUUUGAGUUCAACUCAGCCUGAUGCCGUGAAACAAGAGGAAGAAAAAGCUAUAACUAUCUCCAAGGAGAGUAGUCCUGUUGAACCUGUUGAUGAGGUGAAAAUGGAGCAUGCAACAGAGGAUGAUAAAGAUCCAGAAGAGGAUCCAGAAGAAGAUCCUGAAGAGUAUGAUCCCAUGGAGGAUGGAAGUCCUCCGCCUGACACCAAUGAAAAUAUUGAGGAAGGGAACAGCAAUGUGAAUCCUGUGCCUGGAAAUGAGAAAGAUGAAGUCAGUGUUAAUGAAGAAAAAGACAUGAAGGUUGAUCAAACAGAGGCCAAACAAGAAGAAGGGAAGAAAGAGGAGAAACUUGAUUCAGGGAAGAAAGAAGCACCCCGCGUAAAGGAGGUUGUUGACAAGGAGCUACUGCAGGCUUUUAGGUUCUUCGAUAGGAAUCAAGUCGGCCACAUUAGGGUUGAAGAUAUGCGGUUGAUAAUCCAUAACUUGGGAAAGUUCCUCUCGCACAGGGAUGUCAAGGAACUUGUGCAGAGCGCAUUAAUAGAGAGCAACACAGCUAGGGAUGACCGCAUUCUUUACAAAAAGCUGGUGCGGUUGACUGACAUUUGAUGUUUUGAAAGCUUUAGAAAGAGGGCGAGGAUUUAAAUUGCAGACUAUCUGUUUACUUAAAAUGACCUGCCAGCCGUAGUUCGGUGUGUUAUAGGAGAUGACUGUUUUAAUUUUGAUUUGAAUAAAACAAAUUAGUUUCUGUCAUAUUCUAUAAAAAAGUUGCCUGUUGCCU
Molecule: messenger RNA, 4352 nt
Organism: Argentina anserina (silverweed cinquefoil)
Lineage: Eukaryota; Viridiplantae; Streptophyta; Magnoliopsida; Rosales; Rosaceae
Product: protein SHORT ROOT IN SALT MEDIUM 1
Exons: 22
Coding region: 80-4180 (1366 amino acids)
Biological process (GO): regulation of DNA-templated transcription
Cellular component (GO): nucleus
Molecular function (GO): calcium ion binding
Source: RefSeq, a predicted model, not a curated record